This is a messenger RNA of Clarias gariepinus (North African catfish), 2813 nucleotides long. It is a transcript of the gene p3h1, whose product is annotated as prolyl 3-hydroxylase 1. Gene Ontology annotation, biological process: collagen metabolic process. Gene Ontology annotation, molecular function: protein binding; L-ascorbic acid binding; procollagen-proline 3-dioxygenase activity. Gene Ontology annotation, cellular component: endoplasmic reticulum. The record is from RefSeq and is a predicted model, not a curated record. The transcript is spliced from 15 exons. Bases 56 to 2611 code for a protein of 851 amino acids. Lineage: Eukaryota; Metazoa; Chordata; Actinopteri; Siluriformes; Clariidae.
UUUGCAUCUCUUGGUGAGGGUCUGUGCUGAGGUGCGCUACGGGUCGGUGUCCAUCAUGUCCUCCUGCGCCGUGUCUCUCCUCGCUCUACUCCUGGGUUUGUCCAUGUCGGAGCCCGGUGCGUGCGAAGCGGAUUUCAGCGGUGUUUUGGAGCCGUACGACCUGCUGUUCGACAGCGCCGUGGAGGCGUAUUACAGGCAGGACUGGCCCUCGGUCAUCCUUAACAUGGAACGCGCACUGAGGAACAAGGGCUUAGUGCGCAAAGUGAAGGCUCAGUGCCGGGUGUCCUGCGCCAACCUCACCGCCUUCCAUCAGCACGGAGAUCCCGGAGAGCUCACCCCGCUCCCCGGCGCCGGGCCCGUGCAGGACCUGGGCUUCUUUCAGCGCGUGCUGAAGCGGGCCGAGUGCGUGACCCGGUGCGAGGCGGAGAAGCUCGGGCCGCCAUCCAUGCACAAAGUCAGCGAGGAGGUUAAGCUCGAGUUUAAAAAGAGAACUCCGUACAAUUACCUGCAAGUCGCUUAUUUUAAGAUGAACAAGCUCGACAAAGCUGUGGCAGCAGCAAACACAUUCUAUGUAGCAAACCCGGACCACAUGGAGAUGAGACAGAACCUGGAGUACUACAGCAUGAUGGCUGGUGUGCAAGAGACAGACUUUAAAGACCGCGAAGCCAGAUCGCACAUGGCGGAGUUCCUGGAAGGAAAGCAUCUCUACAGCACGGAUGAAUUUUCCUCAUCCAUCGAACACUUCGAGACUGCGCUCGAGGAGUAUUUUAGCGCAGACGCAGAGUGCCGGGCGCUGUGCGAGGGCGCGUACGACUACGACGGAUACAACUACAUGGAAUACGGCGCUGACCUCUUUCAGUCAAUCACAGAUCACUAUCUGUACGUUCUGAACUGUAAGCAGAAUUGCGCCAUGGAGCUGGCGUCCACCGCAGGGACAGAGAAACCCUUUGAAGACUUCCUUCCGUCGCAUUUUAACUAUCUCCAGUUCUCCUACUAUAACAGUGAGCAAUACGAGAAAGCCAUUGAAUGUGCAAAAACCUUCCUUCUUUUUCAUCCCAAUGAUGAAGUGAUGAAACAGAACCUUGCGUAUUACUCGACCAUGCUGGGAGAAGAAAAGGCCGCUGCUGUUGCAGCCAGAGAGGCUGUUCAGCAGUAUAUCAAGAACUCCUUGCUGGAGAAAGAGCUCUUGUAUUUCGGAUAUGAAAUUUUCGGAAUAACAUUUGUUGAUCCUGACAUGUGGACACCAGAAGAAAUCAUGCCUAAGAAACUCAGGGACAAACAAAAGGCUGAUCGAGAGACAGCGGCUCGCAUCACAGAGGAGAUCGGCAAUCUCAUGAAGGAAAUCGAGACGUUGGUGGAGGAGAAGACCAAGGAAUCAUCCGACAUUACCAAGAUGAUUAAAGAUGGAAACAGUAAAUCUACACUUACUCCAGAGGCAAGCUCGGCACUCGAUGGCAUCACGGUUAGCAUGGCGUCCAAAGCUCUGAAUGGUUCACAGAGAGUUGUCCUGGACGGAGUCAUCACCGACGACGAAUGUCGGGAAUUACACCGGCUUUCAAAUACAGCAGCAAAGAAAGGUGAUGGCUACAGAGGAAGGCCAAGUCCACACUCUCCCAGUGAGAUGUUCCAGGGCGUGACUAUUCUCAAAGCUCUUAAGCUCGGUCAGGAUGGUGUGCUUCCUCUGAAGAGCGCUCGUCUGUUUUUUGACCUCAGCGAGAGAGUGCGGAAACUAGUGGAGUCAUAUUUCAGUCUCCAGUCUUCUCUCUACUUCUCUUACUCACACCUGGUCUGCCGCUCCGCCAUCGACGAGAAACAAGAAGACAGAGAUGACCUGAGCCACCCUGUACACGUCGACAACUGUCUUCUGAUCUCCGAGCUCAACGAGUGUGUCAAAGAGCCACCAGCAUAUACACACCGGGACUAUAGUGCCAUUCUGUACCUCAAUGAUGACUUCGAAGGAGGAGACUUCAUCUUUACAGAACUCGAUGCCAAAACCAUCACAGCGGUGGUGAAACCUCAGUGCGGUCGCAUUGUGGCAUUUAGUGCCGGUAAGGAGAACCCUCACGGGGUCAGAGCUGUGACGAAAGGUCAAAGAUGUGCGGUGGCUCUGUGGUUCACUCUGGAUCCUCGACAUGACGAAAAGGAGCGAAUUCAGGCAGAAGAGCUGUUAAAAAUGCUCUCCAGCCCACUGAACGCAGACUUCCAGAAAAGAGAGGAUGAUGGCAGUAAAGAGACGCUGUUGGAGAAAGACAGCGUGAUGUCUGACGAAGGAAAAACGACUAGAGAAACUAAAACGCCUGCAGAAGAGCAGGCAAGCAAAACCACAGAGGAAAAGACAGACACGAACGCUGACACUAAGACAGACAGCAAAGACAAACAGCCAAAAGCCACAAAAACAGAAAAAAACAAGGCCAAAACAGCGACGAAAACAAAACCAGCAGGGAAAGCAAAGACGAAAACAAAAGAGACAGAAAAAUCGAAGGACAAAACUACAGUGAAAAAGGAAAAACCAGCUGCAAAGAAGACACACAAGCCAUCCAAAAAGACACAAAGCAAACAGCCUAAAGCAAGCUUAAAGCCAGACUCUGAAAAGAAAAAGGAGGAAUUAUGAGCAUUGGGCUAUUUUCUAUUUUUAUUAUUAUUUUUUUUAAGUGCUGUUUUAUACAUUUUGAAUAUGUUAACGUGUGUGUAUGGGGGUAUUAUUUUUUUAUUAUUUUUUUUUUAACUGUCUGACAAUCUGAUUUCAAUUUUUAAAGACUUUUUUUUUUUUUUUUUUUACUUAAAACUGAAAAAAGUCCUUACCAAAAAUAUUG